Molecule: messenger RNA, 2763 nt
Organism: Formica exsecta
Lineage: Eukaryota; Metazoa; Arthropoda; Insecta; Hymenoptera; Formicidae
Product: ATP-dependent RNA helicase DDX24
Exons: 11
Coding region: 472-2739 (755 amino acids)
Cellular component (GO): nucleolus
Molecular function (GO): nucleic acid binding; ATP binding; RNA helicase activity
Source: RefSeq, a predicted model, not a curated record
CUCUGAUAAAUUGUGCGAUCGUACAAUAAAUAACAUAUAAUGUCAUCUAUUCCGCCAAAUAAGGUAGGUAGUAGGCAUUUAAUUGGGUAUUUAAUUAGUGUGAGAGAGAACGAAAGAGUAGAAAAAAAAGAGUAAGUGAGAGAGAAAUUUAGAUGGCGUUACUGGCCAACUUACUUAUUUCGCGCAUGCGCACUCCGUUUUGGCCAACACAAAAUCGGGAGAGUUGCGCUACUGUAUAUACUGUGGCUUUACCGUGUGAAAAAUUUUAGCACACACGCGCGUGCUAUAUAAAUAGAUUUUUUUGUAUGUCAAGGAUAAAAAUUUAAUUAUAUAAAGUGCGUAUACGUUAUCGUAUCGAUAAAUUGCUAUUUUUAAUAGAAGGGAAUAUUAUAUUAUUUUAAUUUGAUUUAAAAAAAAAGUUAAUGAAGAAUAAAUUUCCUUCUAAAACUCAUAUUUUUUUACAAAAUAAUCAUGAAAACCAAACGAAUUAAUGAUAGUGAAUGGAAACCUAUAACAUUGGAAGGUACUUUAUUAUCCAAUGGCAUAGAAGGAUUAAUUGGAAUAGAGGAAUUAACUGAUUAUAGUUUAGAACGGAACAGCAAGAAAGGCAAGAUUAUAACUACAGAAGUAAAAUUUGUCAAAAAGAAAAAAUCAAUAGCAAAGCGCAAAUGUUUAGAUGAAUGGAAAGAAAGUAAUAUCGACAGUGCUGAGACUCCCAUAAAAAAAUUGAAAGUUAAGAAAGCUAAAUCAAAGAAAUUGGAUGAGAAAACAAUAAAAUCAACAGAGCGCAAAAUUAUUAAUUCACAAAUUGAUUCUGAUAGCGAAAAUGAUUUGUCCUGUGAUACAAAUAAUAAAAAUUUGGCAAAGAUUAAUAUUGAAGCAUGGAGCUCUAUUGGUGUUCCUACUACUGUAAUAAAAGCUUUAGCUGAUCAGAAUUUUCAUUCUCCUACUGCGAUACAAGCUCAGACAUUGCCAGCUGCUAUAUUAGGCCGCAGAGACAUAUUAGGUGCUGCUGAAACUGGUAGUGGCAAGACAUUAGCUUUUGGUAUCCCAAUAAUAAAAGGUAUCUUGGAUUUGAAGAAGCAGGAGUUAGAAAUACCAGUGUCUAAAGAAACUAUAAAAUAUGACUCUCAAAAUAGUCAAUGGAGUUGUUCAAAAAUAGAAGCUAAAGAUGAUAAUUCUGAUUCAGAAAAUGAAAAUAUAUCAGAAUCCAAAAAUUGUGUACAUGUUAUAAAAGAUAUAAAGCUUGAUGAUUGUCAAAAUAUCCCAAUCAAACCCUUGUAUGCAUUAAUUUUGACACCAACUCGCGAAUUAGCGAUCCAAAUAAAGAACCAUCUUACUCAAGCAGCAAAAUAUACAGAUAUUAAGAUAGCUGUUAUUCUUGGAGGUAUGGCAGCAGUAAAACAAGAAAGGAUAUUAAAUAAAGGUCCUGAAAUUGUCAUCGCUACACCUGGAAGAUUGUGGGAACUGAUUCAAGAAGGCAAUUCUCAUCUAAAUCAAGUUGAUUCUAUUAAGUACUUAGCUAUUGAUGAGACAGACAGAAUGAUGGAGAAGGGUCAUUUUCAAGAAUUACACGAUCUCAUAGAAAAAAUGAAUGCAAAUCCGAUCAAGCUGGAGAAACGGCAGGUGUUUGUUUUUUCGGCUACUUUAACUAUGGUGCACGAUCUUCCGGAUUAUCUCGAGAGAAAAAAGAAACGAUACGCUAGGAGUAAAAUAUACAAACUCACUCCUGGCCAGAAACUGCAAACGAUUAUACACUUGUUAAAAAUAAAAAAUCCUAAAGUCGUCGAUCUUACAAAAGAAUCAGCUAUGGCUGAUAACUUGACCGAAUGUCGAAUAGCAUGCACGAUCGACCACAAGGAUUAUUACCUUUAUUACUUUUUGAAGAAACACAGUGGAAGGACAUUAGUAUUUUGUAACAGCAUCGGCUGUGUCAAGAGAUUAUCCACCCUCUUCAACAUACUUGAGUGCAAACCUUUACCUCUGCAUGCCAAUAUGCAACAACGACAACGUCUAAAAAAUCUCGAAAGGUUUCAAGCUGAUGAAAAUGGACUAUUAAUAGCCACGGAUGUAGCCGCGCGAGGUUUAGAUAUACCUAACAUAGAGCAUGUAAUACAUUAUCAAGUCCCAAGGACAUCCGAGAAUUACGUACACAGGAGCGGUAGAACGGCAAGAGCAGAAAAAGAAGGUAUCACAGUUCUAAUGAUGGAACCUUCUGAAAAACAGAACUACAGCAAGUUGUGCAAAACUCUUGGACGUACGCAUGAUUUACCUACAUUUCCUGUAGUAGAUAGGCUAUUAAUCUCUGUAAAAGAAAGAGUAGAUGUUGCUCGCGAUAUUGAUAAACUGGAAUUAAAAUGUCGCCGGCAGAAUACUCAGAAAAGUUGGUUACGGAAAGCAAUGGAGGAUAUGGAUAUGAUCUUAGACGAUGACGACAACGAUAAUGAAUUAUCAACGGAAUCGGAAGAAGCAGCAGCAUUGAGACGACAAUUAAAGGCAAAGAGAAAUCACUUGCGAUCUCUGUUAUCAAAGCCAGUAUUCCCGAAAGGAUUCUCAGGAAAGUAUCUUGAUGAUAAUUUAAAUAUAGAUCCUGCUCAGGAUACAGAGAAAGCUAUCGAAGUGAUGAAAAAGGCAAUAGAAAAUAAUUCCCGUAAAAGUAAAGAGAGCAAUAUCGUAUCUCAGAAAAGAGAACGAUUGCAAAAAAAGCUGAAAAAAUCUACAAAGUUUAAAAAGACAUAAAAUAUAUAUCUUGUUUAUAUAUAC